Messenger RNA from Bombina bombina (fire-bellied toad), 3469 nucleotides. It is a transcript of the gene DPP9, whose product is annotated as dipeptidyl peptidase 9. The transcript is spliced from 21 exons. The record is from RefSeq and is a predicted model, not a curated record. Gene Ontology annotation, biological process: proteolysis. The coding region runs from base 155 to 2809 and encodes 884 amino acids. Gene Ontology annotation, molecular function: dipeptidyl-peptidase activity; serine-type peptidase activity. NCBI's taxonomy places the organism in Eukaryota, Metazoa, Chordata, Amphibia, Anura, Bombinatoridae.
GGUUGGGAAAGAUGUUAGGACAGGCUGGUGGGGCGAAUCACUGAAGUAUGAUAGGGACGGGGAGGCGGGGGCAGAGAGGCACAGUACGGGGGAAGUGGGAACUGAGACUAAGGACAGAGUAACAGAAAAAAGAUAAUAUGCCCCUGGAUGGUUCAUGCAGAGAGUGAAGAGGCUUCGAAUUGAUACCGCAACAACAGAAGAGACCAGGGGCAGUGUGUGUGGUCCAGCAGGUGGGGCUCUGAUGUCGGUAGAGUUGGUAUCAGAGCAUACAGAUAAGGAGAUGGAGAGCGGCUCUGGGCCCUUCCGGGUUGAGCGUCACUCUUGGGAAGGUUUGCGGGAAAUUAUUCAUGGAAGCCGCAAGUACUCUGGGAUUAUGGUGAACAAAGCACCACAUGACUACCACUUCCAGACACGGAAAGAUGACAAUGUGAUGCACUUACACCGCCUCUACUACCUGGGAAUGCCAUAUGGUAGCCGAGAGAAUUCUCUUCUGUAUUCAGAAAUCCCUCGUAAGGUGCGUAAGGAAACAACUUUGCUGUUGUCAUGGAAACAGCUUUUGGAGCAUUUUCAGGCUACCCCUCAUCAUGGUGUCUAUUCCCGUGAGGAAGAACUGCUUCGGGAACGAAAGCGUCUUGGGGGCUUUGGUAUUACUUCCUAUGAUUUCCACAGUGAGACUGGCCUUUUCCUAUUUCCAGGAGGCAACAGCCUAUACUACUGCAGGGAUGGUGGGAGCAGUGGCUUUUCGACGUCGCCUACAAAGCCAGUGGAAAUAAGGACCCAGUGUGAAGGGCCUCGGAUGGAUCCCAAGAUCUGUCCGGGAGACCCCAAUUUUAUCUCCUUCAUCAACAACAAUGAUUUGUGGGUGGCAAAUAUUCAAAGUGGAGAGGAAAGGAGGCUGACAUAUUGCCACAAAGGCCUACGCAACAUGAUAGAUGACCCCUGUUCUGCUGGGGUUGCCACAUUUGUAAUCCAGGAGGAGUUUGAUCGCUUUACUGGGUAUUGGUGGAGUCCAGCAGCUGUGCAUGUACCUGGAGGGCUUCACUUGCUCCGUAUCUUGUAUGAGGAAGUAGAUGAGUCUCAGGUUGAAGUUAUUCAUGUUCCUUCCCCAGCCUUGGAGGAAAGGAAGACUGAUGCAUAUAGAUAUCCACGAACAGGAAGCAAGAACCCCAAAAUAUCUCUUAAACUGGCGGAAGUAACAACCAACAAAGCGGGUGAGAUUAUCACUGCUCAGGAAAAGGAGCUGGUUCUUCCAUUUCAAUCCCUCUUCCCCUCUGCGGAAUACAUUGUACGAGCAGGCUGGACCCAGGAUGGCAAAUAUGCUUGGGCCAUGCUUUUGGAUCGCACUCAGUGUCUGUUGCAGUUGGUGCUGCUCCCGCCAGAACUUUUCAUCCCAGUAAAUGAUGAUGAGGAGCUGAGGUUAGAGUUCGUUAAGGAGGUUCCUCAGGAUAUACAGCCAUAUGUAAUUUUUGAAGAGAGGAGUGACACCUGGGUUAAUGUCCACGAUAUUUUCUACCCAUUAACUCAAGAGGUGGAGGAUGAGAUUUGUUUUAUCCGCAGCAGUGAGUGUAAAACGGGAUUCUGUCACCUGUACUUGGUGACCUCUGUUUUGCAGAAAGAGCAGCGGGACUGGUCACACCUUAUUGUACCCACUACAGAUACAUUUAAAUGUGAUAUACGUGAUGAGGUGGCUUUGACCGGUGGAGACUGGGAAGUCCUAGGGCGCCAUGGAGCAAAGGUAUGGGUGAAUCAGGAGACAAAACUUGUUUAUUUCCAAGGGACGAGGGACACUCCUCUAGAGCAUCAUCUAUAUGUAACCAGUUACCAGAACCCGGGUGAGGUGGUGCGACUGACUGAGCCUGGAUACACGCACAGCUGCACCGUGAGCCAGAACUUUGACAUGUUUGUGAGUCAUUAUAGCAGUGUGUCCCGUCCCCCCUGUGUGCACCUUUACAGGAUGGAAGGAAAUCCCUUGCACCAGGUACCACAAUUCUGGGCCAGCCUAAUGGAGGCAGCAAGUUGUCCUCCAUAUUAUGUGCCCCCAGAGAUAUUCCACUUCCAGUCUUCUAAUCAAGAAAAACUGUAUGGAAUGGUAUAUAAACCUCACAAUCUGAGCCCAGGAAGCAAGCACCCAACCGUUCUAUUUGUGUAUGGCGGUCCACAGGUGCAGUUAGUAAAUAAUUCAUUUAAAGGUAUGAAAUAUUUACGUCUGAACACCCUGGCACACCUGGGAUAUGCAGUUGUUGUGAUAGAUGGCCGUGGAUCAUGUCACAGAGGGCUGUCUUUUGAGGGGGCACUUAAAAACCAAAUGGGUCAGGUGGAGAUUGAGGACCAGGUUCAAGGUUUGCAUUAUGUGUCAGAGAAGUUUGGAUUUGUGGAUCUAAAUCGAGUAGCAAUCCAUGGCUGGUCAUAUGGGGGCUUUUUGUCUCUCAUGGGGCUCAUUCAAAGGCCUGACAUAUUUAAGGUGGCUAUUGCAGGUGCCCCAGUAACAGUGUGGAUGGCUUAUGAUACGGGAUACACAGAACGUUACAUGGACACACCCGAGAAUAACCAGGCUGGGUAUGAAGCUGGAUCUGCUGCUCUACAUGUGGAUAAGCUGCCAAACGAGCCUCACCGGCUGCUGAUUCUUCAUGGAUUUCUAGAUGAAAAUGUGCACUUUUUUCACACCAAUUUCUUGGUGUCUCAGCUCAUUCGAGCUGGAAAACCUUACCAGCUGCAGAUUUACCCAAAUGAAAGGCAUAGCAUUCGCUGUCCUGAGUCUGGAGAACACUAUGAGAUUACGCUACUUCACUUCCUGCAGGAAUAUCUAUGAAACAAAGGACAUAAAGUUUAAGAGAUGCUGGAUAAUGCAGGGAAUGGGGUCUGGAAAUAAGACACUGCUGAGCACUUAGGACCCUGCUGUGCAGGAUGCCAGGACAAAACACAGCACAGAAAGGGAGGCCAAAUCCUGUAUGGUGGAAGUAGGAAGUCUAAAUGGACAAUACAAAUCUGAAUCUGAUAAAACAGAAGGCUAGUGAACCACAUGGAGUGAGACUAACACCAGUAACUGCUCCUUUUACCUGCCCCUCAUUACAGGCAGGGACUCGUGUUGUUUACUAUACCCUACCUCUGCAGAGCAUAUUAUCCUCCUCACCUCAAAACUCAUUUUGCUGCUUUCUCCUGGAAAAGUAGGAGCCUUCAGAGCGGGAGCUCUGUACAUCAAGGCAUAUGGUCAGUUCGUCCAUCUUCAGUGGCUCUCUACCAUAACAUUUUCUUUACAUGUCAAAAUAUUGUGGUGUUUCCUUUUACAAAACAGUUUAGGCCUCCACAUAUUGACUCAUAACCGUCCGCUGCACAUGUGUAGACACACAGAACCACCUCACAUUAUGCCCCCAAGUAUUUUAAUUCCUUAUUGGUAAGGAAAUAUUUUUAUUGAUUCUUAAUCUUUUGUAUCUAGUGAGUGUUAAACAACUCAUUAAAUAUUGAGAUUAAA